AGAGAACGAGAGGGAGAAGAGAAGCAAACAAUACAAAAGCUUCAGCCCCGCGAUUUUAAUGAUUCGCGAAUUCAAUCAAAUCGCGCAUCGCCUGCGGCGGCCAACAUGAAUUGAAGAUGACGCAGCUGUCUUCAAAAAUCUAUAUUUUUUUUAUCAGUGAAAGCUGAAGUAUCAAUUUUGUUGUCCGUACAAAUCGGGGGAGGAUUUUAGAUUCAAAAUGGUUGAGAGGGGUUUUCUGGUUAAUUGAUUCGGAGUUUGGCCGGUACAGAAGUCUAAAACGGCAUCGUUGCGUUAUUGUUUCGUGGAUUGUUGUGGUCAAGCUCAGAGGUGGAUUUUGAAUUUUGUUUUCUUGAAUGUUGUUAACUUAUUUGAAGAUAAAUGGAACAAGGUGAGACGAUUUCUGACUUUGGACCAAAGAAGUUGGCGAGGCAAUUGGAUUUCACCGUUUGUCGAGCGUCGGCCAACGGCAUAGUGUCGGAGCAGUCGAUAAAGUCACACUCACAGCCGCAACAGUCACAAUCACAUCCGAAAUCGCAGAAGGAAGUUCAGUUGAAAGUAGCAUCACUGCCUCAGCCACAGCCACAUGUACAAUUGCACUUACAGCCCGAGUCACAUUUACAAGUGCCACCGCAGAUUAGAUUACAGUCACAAGUAACGCCGCAAUGGCAAGCACGGCCGCAGCAGGCGGCCAUGGUGCAUCGGAUACCACACCCAGUGCAAAAACUUCAAAUGCCGAAACUACAUGUCGCCAAGCAAGAAUCCCCUAAAUCGAGACCACAUGGUAACAAUGAAGCAAAAGAUGGUACUCCAAAGAAACAAAAGCACUGUAAUUGCAGAAAUUCCCGAUGCUUGAAGUUGUACUGUGAGUGCUUUGCCGCUGGAAUUUUUUGUGAUGGGUGCAAUUGUGUAAAUUGUCAUAAUAACGUGGAGCAUGAGGCCAUUAGGAAAGAGGCAGUUGAAACAACCCUAGAGCGCAAUCCAAAUGCUUUCAGACCAAAGAUUGCUAGCAGUCCACAUGCAUCUCAGGAUGCUAGGGAAGAUGCAAGGGAUGCCCAACUGGCAGUAAAGCAUAAUAAAGGAUGUCACUGCAAGAAGUCAGGGUGCCUCAAGAAGUAUUGCGAGUGCUUCCAGGCGAAUAUUCUGUGCUCUGAAAAUUGUAAAUGCUUAGACUGCAAAAACUUUGAAGGAAGUGAAGAACGAAGGGCUCUUUUUCACGGGGAUCAUAGUGCUGUUGCCUUCAUGCAAAGAGCAGCCAAUGCUGCAAUUAGUGGGGCCAUUGGUUCAUCUGGAUAUGGGACACCUCUGGCAGUGAAAAAGAGAAAAAGUGAGGAACUCUUAUUUGGUGUAGCAGCCAAAGAUCAAUCCAUCAAAAGGAAUGCACCAUCUCCGCAGGAAAACCAUCUACAAAAUUCUGCUGUCUCCCUGAUUCAAUCUAUUCCUGUUUCUCAUUCCACUAAUGCAGUCAUAUCAGGAUCUUCAAAAUUUACGUAUAGAUCUCCAUUAGCAGACAUCCUCCAACCACAGGAUAUGAAAGACUUAUGCUCACUUUUGGUUGUAUUUUCAUCAAAAGCUGCUAUGACUUUCACAGAAAAAAUAGGCGAAAUGGAUUCAAAAACACAGAGAGACAAUGCUAAGAUUGAUGUUGCUUCAUCUACUCAAGAGAGUGAAGAUUCUAAGCAAGGAAAUGAAGCUAAUAAGGGUGCGCUUAAUGAUCCUUCACUUGGGAACAAAAUGGAUAUGGAAGAAACUAGGGGUUCUGGGACAGAUGACUAUGAUAUGCCAAACGAGAGGCCAUUGUCUCCUGGAACUCGUGCAUUAAUGUGUGAUGAAGAAGAAACAAUGUUUAUGGCAGCUGGGUCACCAACUGGAUUGGCAGGCCAUUGUCCAAGCACAGUUAAAAAGUCUAAUGGACAUGAAUGCAGAAGGGUUUAUGCGGAGCAAGAAAGGAUCAUCUUAACCGCUUUUCGGGAUGUUCUCAAUGAUCUCAUAACUGUCGGAAGCAUAAGAGAAACAAUGUGCUUGCCAUCAGCAAAAAGUGAAUCAAAAAGGUUAGAACCUGUAGAAAAUGGCACUGUUAAAGCUGGAAUGGACAUGAAGAAUCACAAUGAGGCUUGUGGCGAUAGCAUCGGAAAACCUAAAGUUCCAGUGCCUGCAGAAUUUUCCCAGACCAUUGCUACAGUAACAUGUAAGAAUGAUCUGCCGAUGAAGGUUGGCUUGCCCAUAGAAAAUGAGAAAAUGGAUUCAUAGAUUAAGAAGUUUAACUAAGGCAAAAGACCAUCAGGAUGCCUAUAAGAUGCUUGGCCAUGCUAAUAAUUCUUGUGGUUAUCAUUGGCUCGGGGCUCCAUUGUUAGAAAUGUGUUUGGUCUUAAUAUCACCUAGCUAAAAAGUAAUUUUAGGUUGUUUAUUACUUUCAAGUGAUUUAUUUAUUUAAUAAAUCAUAUUGCCCCGA
Molecule: messenger RNA, 2449 nt
Organism: Mangifera indica (mango)
Lineage: Eukaryota; Viridiplantae; Streptophyta; Magnoliopsida; Sapindales; Anacardiaceae
Product: protein tesmin/TSO1-like CXC 5
Exons: 8
Coding region: 379-2247 (622 amino acids)
Biological process (GO): regulation of DNA-templated transcription
Cellular component (GO): nucleus
Source: RefSeq, a predicted model, not a curated record